CUCUGAUGAUGCGAGCUUCAUGUAGUUCGUCACUGCGCCCUUUAAUGCAAGACAGCCUCCCCAGUUCACCGUGCUUGGACAAGAUCUGCUCUAUUAGAUUGCAUUAGGACAGUUUCCUUUGGCCUAUGUUAUUGUUUUACACUAUAUUAACCCAUUAUUUUUGAGAGGACACUAAAGAUACUGACAAGUUACCAGAAAGUUCCAGAUAUCAACCAGUCAUGUCCAGAAGAAAGGUGAAGGGACUGACUCGAACCGGGCGCCAGGUGAGCGAGGACCCGGAUUUGGACAACCUGUUGUCCACACUGUCUCCAGAGGAAAUGGAGGAGCUGCAGAUAGACCUAAGCAAAGUGCCGGACAUCAACCCAGAAGAUGGUGCAGUUCUUGUGCAGGGAGACAGCCAGAGCCGGGACCCUAAAAGGGGCAGCCGAAAGGAGAGUGACCCAAAGGGGAGGCUUAGUCAAAGGGAGAAGUCACUGGAGACUGAUUCAAAGGAGAGUCGGACGCAGGAGUACCUGAAUAAAACAGGCUCGAACCAGGAGGGGAACAGUGACAGAAGAUCAACUCUACGAAAACAAACUAGCAUGCAAAGUGAGAGCAAUGCCAAUAGACUGGACGACAGAAACAGCAAAGGUGCUGAAAGUUUGAAAGAGGAUAGAAGUCACCUGUCAGGUCGAUAUAGACUACAGGAGAGCCACCAGAGUGAAGUGAAUGAAAGGGAGAGUCUUUGUGACAAUAGACUGCAAAGAAACAGAGACAGUACAGGUAGCAAAGCCAAGGAUAUGAUCUCUAAGCUCCAAGAGAAGAAGGAUGACAAGGAAAAAGACAAGAGAGAGGAUUUUAGGAGACGGGACGACAGUAAAACUAAAGAUAUCAUCUCAAAACUGAAAGAAAAAAGUGAAAAAGAUGUUGCUAAGGAUCGAGAGAGGAGAUCUGACAGUUUCCGCACUCAAGGGCUGGUUUCAAAAAUGUUGGAGAAGCAGAAUAAGGCACUGGAAAAUCAAGAAAGCAAGACAGAGGAACACAAGACCAAAACAGAUGAGAAAAAGACAGAGGAGAGGAAGAGAAGUGAUGUCAAAUUAGAACGGUCAGUGUCGGACAAGGGUGAUGUGGUGGCAAAACAGGCUGAUAGGGGAAGUGAGGAUUUGGUCAACCACAGUGAUCAUGUAAAAGAAAAAGACAAAAGUGCAACAGACAAGAAGGCAGAGAAAGCAGAGGAGAAGAAUGAGGAUUUGAAAGGGAAGGCUAAAUCUGAUGGAGCAAAAACAAGCAAAACAGAUGAGAAGAUUGUGAAUUGCAUGAAUAAUGACACCCAUAAGAGUAAGACGAAAGAGGAGGAUGAUGAUGAAGAUUCCAGUAUGUUUGAUGAACUGAUGGAGCAAGUUCGCACCAAUAACUCCACCCUCAUAGAACUCAAUGUCAACAACUCAGAGGUCAUCAAGACCAAAACGCUGAUUGAGUUUGCUGAAGCUCUGAAAACCAACACACAUGUCAAGAUUUUUGCUUUGGCCAACUGUCGAGCAGAUGACCAUGUGGCCUACGCCAUAGCGGGCAUGCUUAGGAACAACAAGACCAUCACAAGUCUCAAUGUGGACUCCAACCUUCUUACUGGCAAAGGGAUCUUAUCCCUAAUCCAAGCAUUGCAGUACAACUCCACUCUGACAGAGCUUCGAUUUCAGAACCAGCGUCAUAUUUGUGGUGGGAAAACCGAGAUGGAGAUGGUGAAGAUUCUCAAAGAAAACACCACUCUGUUGAAACUGGGUUACCACUUUGAGUUGGCAGGACCCAGAAUGACCACAACUAAUAUUUUAAGUCGCAAUAUGGACCGGCAAAGACAGAAACGACUACAAGAGCAGAAACAGGCACAGGCAAAUGGAGAGAAGAAGGACACAUUGGACGUUCCCAAAACAGGAAGUGGAUCUUUGAGGAAUUCACCCAAAGCUUCACCAAAACCAUCUCCUAUGCAAUCUCCAAUGCCAUCUCCAAAGCUGACUUCCAAAAGAGGAACAAUGGGCGGUUUGACGCCACCACCCCCUCCUCCACCUCCAGGUGGCGCACCUCCACCUCCCCCUCCACCUAUGCUAGACAUUGACUUGUUGAAGAACUCACUCACACCAGUGUCACAGAGGAAAGUGGAUGGGAAAGGUCCAGGUGGCAGUAAGAACUCAAGGGACCAACUGCUGGCGUCAAUCAGGACAAGCAAUAUUAACCAGCUUAAAAAGGUACCUGUUCCAAAGUGGCUGCAAUAAAUGACUCCUGGAAUUAACCAUAAAGAAGAGGGAGAACACGCCUCUCACCACGACUUACAAUGCUGAAACAUCAUAAAGAGACUGCUUUGCAUGUUCACUCUGAGAAGAUAACAAAAAAAGAGAUCUUUAAUUGGAAGGAUUGCAUAGGACAAGAACUAUGCAAUAUGUGAUCUAAAUGUGACUGACUACAUAAAACAGCUGUUAUUGAGCAAGUAUAAUAGUUUUUAUCAGUAAUGAUAAAUUACUGUUAUGGGACUUCUGCCAAUCCUCACUAUGAGUUCUCCCUCAAACACUGGACCAAAUGACUCUGUGGAGAAUGAGUGAAACAGAAUAUACAAUGCUUGUUUGUAAUAAUGUUUGCGCAUAUGAAUAUUUGCACUAGAAUAUAAUAAGAACCCAAUUAUAUAAUAGUAUGCAUCUAAAUGUGGUAAUAGUGCACUAGCUUACUACAGUAAAAUUUUGAUGUUAUCAGUCUUGAUAGCAGGACUAUUUAUUUACAGAGCCGUAAGUUACUAAGAUUGGGAAUCAUACAUUUGGAAUGGGAAAAUCAGGGAAUUUGCUUUGAAAAUUUUAGAUCAUACUGUUCAAUGAAGUACUUUUUAUUUUGUGUAAAAAUUGUCUUGGGACAAUUUAUGUAAUAUUGGAGACAUUUUUAAGACACCAUGACUUCAUAGAUCAUUAGAAACUCAAAACAUGCUGGAAAAAACUCACUUACUCUAUGGCUGACUGGUGUGUAUCAAUCAUUAUUAAAACCUUCGAAUUUGAAUGUAAUAUGGAAUCCUAUGUCUUAAGUUAACAAACAGCCAUUACUUUUCUGUCCAAGUUGAUUGUAAUCCCUCAUUCAUCUAGGGGUGGUCCAUACACUAUGUCAUCUAAAAUGUGCUGAGCAUAGAAUGAUAUAUCUGUUUGUGUUCAUCUGUGUAAGAGCCUCUAUG
Molecule: messenger RNA, 3181 nt
Organism: Boleophthalmus pectinirostris (great blue-spotted mudskipper)
Lineage: Eukaryota; Metazoa; Chordata; Actinopteri; Gobiiformes; Gobiidae
Gene: lmod1b
Product: leiomodin 1b (smooth muscle)
Exons: 3
Coding region: 219-2246 (675 amino acids)
Biological process (GO): myofibril assembly; pointed-end actin filament capping; muscle contraction
Cellular component (GO): striated muscle thin filament; myofibril
Molecular function (GO): actin binding; tropomyosin binding
Source: RefSeq, a predicted model, not a curated record